CAGGAGGGUGCACUGUUGUUGAACAAGAAGAAUCCAGUCAGUCCUGUUGAUAAACUCUUGCAAACUGACACUUCCUCACAAUGUGCAUGAGACUCAUUUUCAGCCAACUGCUCAUCUUGUUAAGCUAACUGCCGAUGUUCUCAGUGGGAGGUGGAUUCUGAAUACCGUGUUAACUUUUGCUCAGCAGGGGAGGAAGCAGCUGUAACUGUUUACAGCAAGAAUUUGUCAAGGGCCAUUGCCAGGUAUAAAUUUCUAAAAGUUAUCUGAAUUCUAAAACACUAUGUUGAAGCAGGGAGGCAAGAAGGAGGGUGAUACCAUGAAUCUCAUCACACCCGAUGAGCUGAAGUUUGAGAAUUACGGUAGUUUGGACAAUGACUAUGAUGAUGAGGACGAUGCUGAAGAUGAAACCUUUGUGGAAUUGCAGGAGGUCGACAUUGAACAUAAAGUAACUACAUCAAGUGUAAAGGAAGAAGAGAAAAUUAACUUUUUCCAUGAUGGGAAGACCAGAGUUGAUUUUGUCCUUGUUUGGGAAGAGGAAUUACCAAAGCAGUAUGAAAAACCAAGAGCUGAAACUACGAGAAGCAGCAGUAAAAAGGCCUGGGAGUCAAAAUUUACAAAACAGAAGGAGCAGAUCACAAAAUGGAGAAAGAAGUUUGUGAAGAACCUUGAGAAGAGUGGCCUGGUCAUGGAAACGUUCGAGAGGCAGAGUGAGCACAGUGUGACCCACUACAUCUUGCUGAAUGCUCCAUGGGAAGUGCUGUGCUAUCAUGCAGAGAAUUUAUGCCUGCGCAUUCCAUUGCAGUUAUCAGAAAAUUGUAGCUCCAAUUGGUCACAGGAACUCCUAUCAAAGCUGAACAUCUACAAUAUCAUGUACCAAGAUGUUCCUAACACUCCACCAGAAUAUUACACCUGCCAGUUUAGACUCUCCAAAUUGGAAAGGUACUUAAAUAGAAACAAUCAAGAAGACUUCUUCUCUAACACACAAAGACAUGAAAUAGUUUAUCAGAUAUUAGAAAAGACUGUUUAUGGAGUUCAGCGGAAGUCCCAGGUUGGUAUUGAAAACCUCCUAAGUGAACAAGUGUUUUCAGCUGCAUUCCCCCUUCAUGAUGGUCCAUAUGAAUCCCCAACGAAGGACCUAUGUCCUGAGAACCUCAGCAACCGCCAGAUACUGUACAAAUACUGGGCUUGUUGGAGCAAGUGGUGCAAAUACCAGCUGCUGGACCACAUCCGCAAAUACUUCGGAGAGAAGAUUGCCUUUUACUUUGCAUGGAUUGGGUUUUACACAGGGUGGCUGUUGCCGGCAGCAGUUGUUGGAACCCUUGUUCUCCUUGCUGGGUUCUUCAUGUUGAUAGACGACAUUCCCUCAAAAGAAAUCUGUGAAGAAGGAUCCAACUAUACCAUGUGUCCACUCUGUAAGUUCUGCACAUCCUGGAAGCUCUCCAGCAUCUGCACGACCUUUAAGCUGGGUCAACUCUUUGACAACGGGGGCACAGUAUUCUUCAGUAUCUUCAUGUCACUAUGGGCAGUAAUGUUCCUCGAGUACUGGAAGAGGAAAAGUGCAGUUCUGGCCUAUAAAUGGGAAUGUUUCGACUUCGAGGAAACUGAGGAACGCCCGAGGCCUGAGUUUACAGUCUUGGCUCCCAUGACUGUAAAGAAUCCAAUAACAGGGAAAGAGGAACCCUACUUUCCAAAGGGAAACCAGCUCAGACGUAUCUUCACAAGCUCUAUGUUGAUUCUGCUCCUGAUUAUAGUGGUGCUGAUCUUCUUGGUUUCCAUCAUUGUCUACCGGACUAUCAUUAGUAUUCUGAUGUACGAGUCUGGAAACACCAUCAUCAUGGCAACAGCCUCAAGGAUUGCAAGUAUAACUGGAUCAAUCAUCAACCUGCUUGUCAUUCUCCUCUUAGCUCGAGUAUAUACACAGCUAGCUCAUUACUUAACCAAAUGGGAAAUGCAUAGGACUCAGAGCAAGUACGAAGAUGCCUUUGUCUUCAAGGUGUUUGUUUUUCAGUUUGUCAAUUUCUACUCCUCGCCCAUCUACAUUGCUUUCUUCAAGGGCCGGUUUGUUGGUUAUCCUGGAAACUAUGAAUCACUGUUUGGAAUCAGGAAUGAAGCAUGUGGAGCUGGUGGCUGUCUGAUUGAAUUGGCUCAGGAAUUACUUAUUAUCAUGGUUGGAAAGCAACUCAUUAAUAACAUUCAGGAGUUUGUUAUCCCGAAGUUGAAACGUUGGUGGCAGAAGCAGAAAUUGAAGAGCAUGGUCAACAAUGAGGCCACUCCGGUGCCUCAGCCCUGGGAGAGGGACUAUGAGUUGCUGGAAUGUGAAGGACUCUUUGAUGAGUAUCUUGAGAUGGUGCUUCAGUUUGGGUUCAUCACCAUCUUCGUGGCUGCCUGCCCACUGGCCCCUUUAUUUGCCCUUCUCAAUAACUGGAUAGAAAUCCGCCUGGAUGCCAACAAGUUUGUUUGCGAGUACCGACGGCCGGUUGUGAAGAAAGCGCAAGGGAUUGGAAUCUGGUUUGACAUCCUGGAGGCCAUCACCAAGAUAGCUGUGAUAAGUAAUGCCUUCCUGAUAGCAUUCACAUCAGAUUUUUUGCCUCGUCUCUUCUAUCGUUACACUUAUCAGAUUGAUCUAACUGGUUACGUUAACUUCACCUUGGCAUACUCACCUCCCAACUUCAUCCUUCAGAACCAUACCAUGUGCAGGUACAGAGAGUUCAGGGAUACCAAUGGCCACCUGACCCUGACAUAUUGGAACCUGAUGGCUGUUCGUUUUGGCUUUGUAAUUGUGUUUGAGCACGUGGUGUUCUUCAUUGCACGAAUGAUCGAUUUGCUAGUCCCAGAUGUGCCUGAGUCGGUAGAAAUAAAGAUGAAGCGGGAACAGUACAUGGCAAAGCAAGCCCUGGCUGACAACCAGACUCUCAUGAAACACGUGGAAAGUCCAGCUGGAUUUUGCAAGCCAAGCCCACAAGAGAGUGGAAUUGACACAAACCUACACGAUUUGCCUCCUAUCCCAGAGGAUAAACAGCUUUAGUCCCCAAAUCUCUUCUUCAUCCAAUUCGAAGGCAAAUCACUGUGGAUUUUAGAAUUCUAAAAUAAAACCAAAGGAUAAUGCAAUAGUCAACUGGUCAUGUGGCAUCUGUGGAGAGAGACAAAAGAGUUAAGGACUUCAUGAUCAUCUUCAGAACCGGAAUGAAGUUUUAAGGUGCAGAAAAUGGAAGAUGAGGAAUGUGGGGGUGGAAGACUGGAGCGAUUAAAAGAUAAAAGUUGACACAGUGAAGUAACGGUGACACUGCUUUAUAAGAGUAUAUGUGAUUGGGCCCCAGGCCUGGGGAGAGGUGGGGGAAAUGAGUUUUAAAAAAAGGAGCCUUUUCAUGUUUCAUUGGAGGGAUUGUAUGGUCAGUGGCUCAAUAGGGGUUAAAGAAGAACAGGUGAAUGUCCAAUAGGACUUUCCUCUAUGGAAUACUGAUGUGGAGGGAGGAGAGAUGAUGCUUGGAAGUAGGAUCAUAGAGGAGGUACAGGAAAGGGCAGAGGAAGAUGAAGGUUUUGUGUUUUUAUUAUGGUGGGGUGAAAUGUGGCCAGUAUUGGACACUGGGGUUGAUAACAAUAGACACUAGGUGCUGGAGUAGGCCAUUCGGCCCUUCUAGUCAGCACUGCCAUUCAUUGUGAUCAUGGCUGAUCAUACAUAAUCAGUACCCCGUUCCUGCCCUCUCCCCAUAUCCCUUGACCCCGCUAUCUAUAAGAGCUCUAUCUAACUCUCUCUUGAAAGCAUCCAGAGACUUGGCCUCCACUGCCUUCUGGGGCAGAGCAUUCCACAUAUCCACCACUCUGGGUGAAAAAGUUUUUCCGCAUCUCUGUUCUAAAUGGCCUACCCCUUAUUCUUAAACUGUGGCCUCUCGUUCUGGACUCACCCAUCAGCAGGAACAUGCUUCCUGCCUCCAGCGUGUCCAAUCCCUUAAUAAUCUUAUAUGUUUCAAUCAGAUCCCCUCUCAUCCUUCUAAAUUCCACCUCCCGCAUGAACAUGAAUAGUUUCCGUUGGAGACAACCCCACUUUGAAGUUGUUAAGAUGUCACUGUAUAUUCAGAGCUCAAUUAUUUAUUUUAAAUAUUUUAAUGGAAUUAUUGGAAGAAUCAAUUUGAAACUUUGCUCAGAAUAAGCUCCUGGAUAAUGAGACAGUUACAUAAUGAAGCCAUCAUCAAGUCUGCUCCGCUAUUUCAUCAUGGCUGAUCUCUUUCCCUCUCAGGCCCAAUCUCCUGCCUUCCUCCCCAUAUCCCUUCAUGCCCCGACUAGUCAAGAAUCUAUCAAUCAUGCUUUAAAGAUGCCCAAUGUCUUGGCCUCCAUAGCCACUUGUUGCGACGUAUUUCACAGAUUCUCCACUCUCUGGCUAAAGAAAUUCCUCCUUAUCUCCACUCCAAAAGGACAUCCCUCAAUUCUGAGGCUGUGCCCUCUGGUCUUAGACUCCCCUACCAAAGGAAAUAUCCUCUCCACAUCCACUCUGUUAUGCCAUUUCAACAUUGGAUAGGUUUUAAUGAGAUCCACACUUCAUUCUUCUGAAUUCUGGUGAGUAGUAGAGGCCCAGAGCCAUCAAAUAAAUACUCCUCAUAUGAUAAGCUUUUCAAUCCUGGAAUCAUUUUCAUGAACUUCCUUUGAACCCUCUCCAGUUUCAGCACAUCCUUUCCUAGAUAAGGGGCCAAAACUGUUCACCAAGUGAACAGGACCACAAAGGUAGUAAUCUCGGGGUUACUGCCUGUGCCAUGUGACAGUGAGUAUAGGAAUAGAGUGAGGUAGAGGAUAAAUGCAUAGCUGACGGAUUGAAGCAGGGGGCAGGGAUUCCGAUUUCUGGAUCAUUAGGACCACUUUUGGGGCAGGUGUGACCUGUACAAAAAGGACAGGUUGCACGUGAAUCCCAGGGGACCAAUAUCCUGGUGUGGAGGUUUGCUUAGGGUAUUGGGGGGAGUUUAAACUAGGAUUGCUGGGGGUUGGGAACCAAACUAAAGAGACAGAGAAAGAGGCAGUUGGCUCACAAUUAGAGAAAGCUUGGAGACAGUGCGAGAGGGAGGAUAGGCAGGUGAUAGAGAAGGGACGCGCUCAGACCAAUGGUUUCAGAUGUGUCCAUUUUAAUGAAAGGAGUAUUAUAGAAACAUAGAAAACCUACAGCACAAUACAGGCCCUUCGGCCCACAAAGUUGUGCUGAUCACAUUCCUACCUUAGAAAUUACUAGGCUUACUUAUAGCCCUCUAUUUUUCUAAGCUCCAUGUACCUACCUAAAAGCCUCUUAAAAGACCCGAUCGUAUCCACCUCCACCAUCAUUGCCAGCAGCCCAUUCCACACACUCACCACUCUCUGAGUAAAAAACUUACUCCUGACAUCUCCUCUGUACCUACUCUCCAGCACCUUAAACUUGUGUCCUCUUGUGGCAACCAUUUCAGCCCUGGGGAAAAAGCCUCUGACUAUCCACACGAUCAAUGCCUCUCAUUAUCUUGUACACCUCUAUCAGGUCACCUCUUAUCCUCCUUCGCUCCAAGGAGAAAAGGCCGAAUUCACUCAACCAAUUCUCAUAAGGCAUGUUCCCCAAUCCAGGCAACAUCCUUGUAAAUCUCCUCUGCACCCUUUCUAUGGCUUCCACAUCCUUCCUGUAGUGAGGCGACCAGAACUGAGCACAGUACUCCAAGUGGGGACUGACCAGGGCAAUAUAUAGCUGCAAAACUACCUCUCUGCUGUUAAAUUCAAUUCCACGAUAGAUGAAGGCCUUCUUUCCAUACACCUCCUUAACCACAGAGUCAACCAGCAUAGCUGCUUUGAGUGUCCUAUGGACUCAGACCCCAAGAUCCCGCUGAUUCUCCGCACUGCCUAGAGUCUUACCAUUAAAACUAUAUUCUGCCAUCAUGUUUGACCUACCAAAAUGAACCACUUCACACUUAUCUGGGUUGAACUCCAUCUGCCACUUCUCAGCCCGGUUUUGCAUCCUAUCAAUGUCCCGCUGUAACCCCUGUCAGCCCUCCACACUAUCCACAACACAUCCAACCUUCGUGUCAUCAAACUUAUUAACCCAUCCCUUUACUUCCUCAUUCAGGCCAUUUAUAAAAAUCACAAGGAGUAAGGGUCCCAGAACAGAUCCCUGAGGCAUUCCACUGGUGACCGACCUCCAUGCAGAAUAUGACCCACCUACAACCACUCUUUGUCUUCUGUGGGCAAGCCAGUUCUGGACCAACAAAACAAUAUCCCCUUGGAUCCCAAGCCUCCUUACUUUCUCAAUAAGCCUUGCAUGGGGUACCUUAUCAAAUGCCUUGCUAAAAUCCAUAUACACUACAUCUACUGCUCUUCCUUCAUCAAUGUGUUUAGUCACAUCCUCAAAAAAUUCUAUCAGGCUCAUAAGGCACGACGUGCCCUUGACAAUACCUCUCCAAAUGUUCAUAAAUCCUGCCUCUCAGGAUCUUCUCCAUCAGCUUACCAACCACUGAAGUAAGACUUUCUACUCUCUUUCUUGAAUAUAGGAACAACAUCUUCAACCCUCCAAUUCUCAGGAACCUCUCCCAUCCCCAUUGAUGAUGCAAAGAUCAUUGCCAGAGGCUCAGCAAUCUCCUACCUCGCCUCCCACAGUAGCCUGGGGUAUAUUUUGUCUGGUCCCGGCGACUUACCCAACUUGAUGCUUUCCAAAAGCUCCAGCACAUCCUCUUUCUUAAUAUCUACAUGCUCAAGCUUUUCAGUCUGCUGCAAGUCAUCACUACAAUCACUAAGAUCCUUUUCCAUAGUGAAUACUGAAGUAUUCAUUAAGUACCUCUGCUAUUUCCUCCGGUUCCAUAUGCACUUUUCCACUGUCACAUUUGAUAGGUCCUAUUCUUUCACGUCUUAUCCACUUGCGCUUCACAUACUUGUAAAAUGCUUUGGGGUUUUCCUUAAUUCCUUCAAAGCCUUCUCAUGGCCCCUUCUGGCCCUCCUAAUUUCCUUCUCAAGCUUCUUCCGAGUAUAACCAUAUAACAAUUACAUCUCGGCCCUUCUAGUCUGUGCCGAACACUUACUCUCACCUUGUCCCACCUACCCACACUCAGCCCAUAACCCUCCAUUCCUUUCCUGUCCAUAUACCUAUCCAAUUUUUUUUUUAAAUGACAAAAUCGAACCUGCCUCUACCACUUCUACUGGAAGCUCGUUCCACGCAGCUACCACACAAUAUCUCCAUGACGUCCACCUUUUCUGCAGCCGUGACACUAUCUCUGAUCAAUAAUGCCACGCCCCCACCUUUUUUGCCUCCUUUCUGAACCAUCUAAAACCCGGCACUUGAAGUAACCAUUCCUGUCCCUGAGCCAUCCAAGUCUCUGUAAUGGCCACCACAUCAUAUUUCCAAGUACUGAUCUAUGCUGUAAGCUCAUCCACUUUGCAUUAAAAUAGACAUAUCUCAAGCCUUCAGUCUGAGGAAGGUUUCUUGAUACAAUACAUAGAUAAGCUUACAAGUGGAGAGGCUGUACUUGAUCUGAUAUUGGGAAAUGAACCUGGUUAGGUGUCAGAUCUCUCAGUUGGAGAGCAUUUUGGAGAUAGUGAUCACAAUGCUAUCUCCUUUACCAUAGCAUUGGAGAGAGAUAGGAACAGACAAGUUAGGAAAGUGUUUAAUUGGAGUAAGGGGAAAUAUGAGGCUAUUAGGCAGGAACUUGGAAACAUAAAUUGGGAAUGUAUGUUCUCAGGGAAAUGUACAGCAGACAUGUAGCAAAUGUUCAGGGGAUAUUUGCAUGGAGUUCUACAUAGGUACGUUCCAAUGGGACAGGGAAAGGAUGGUAGGGUACAGGAACCAUGGUGUACAAAGGCUUUUGUAAAUCUAGUCAAGAAGAAAAGAAGAGCUUAUGAAAGGCUCAAAAAAUUAGGUAAUAAUAGAGAUCUAGAAAAUUAUAAGGCUUGCAGGAAGGAGCUUAAGAAAAAAAUCAAGAGAGCCAGAAGGCGCCAUGAGAAGGCCUUGGUGGACAGGAUUAAGGAAAACCCCAAGGCAUACUACAAACAUGUGAAGAGCAAGAGGAUAAGACAUAAGACAAUGGGACCAACCAAGUGUGGCAAUGGAAAGAUGUGUAUGGAACCAGAGGAGAUAGUAUUGGUUUUCAGAUGAGUACUUUGCUUCAGUAUUCACUACAGAAAAGGAACUUGGCGAUUGUAGGAAUGACUUACAACAUACUGAAAAGCUUCAGCAUAUAGAUAUUAAGAAAGAGGAUGUGCUGGAGCUUUUGGAAAGCGACAAGUUGGAUAAGUCACGGGGAUUGGACAGGAUGUUCCCCAGGCUACUGUGGGAGGUGAGGGAGGAGAUCGCUGGGCCUCUGGCGAUGAUUUUUGCAUCAUCAAUGAGGAUGGGAGAGGUUUCUGAGGAUUGGAGGGUUGCCGAUGUUGUUCCAUUAUUCAAGAAAGGGAGUAGAGAUAGCCCAGGAAAUUAUAGCCCAAUCAGUCUUACCUCAGUGGUUGGUAAGUUGAUGGAGAAGAUCCUGAGAGGCAGGAUUUAUGAACAUUUGGAGAGGCAUAAUAUGAUUAGGAGUAGUCAGCAUGGCUUUGUGAAAGGCAGGUCAUGCCUUACGAGCCUGAUUGAAUUUUUUUGAGGGAUCUGUUCUAGGACCACUACUCUUCGUGAUUUUUAUAAAUGACCUGGAUGAGGAAGUGGAGGGAUGGGUUAGUAAAUUUUCUGAUGACACAAAGGUUGGGGGUGUUGUGGAUAGUGUGGAGGGUUGUCAGAUUACAGCAGGACAUUGAUAGGAUGCAAAACUGGGCUGAGAAGUGGCAGAUGGAGUUCAACCCAGAUAAGUGAGGUGGUUCAUUUGGUAGGUCAAAUAUGAUGGCAGAAUAUUGUAUUAAUGGCAAGACCCUUGGCAGUGUGGAGGAUCAGAGGAAUUUUGGGGUCCGAGUCCAUAGGACACUCAAAGCUGCUACACUGGUUGACUCUGGUUAAGGCCGCAUGUGGUGCAUUGGCCUCCAUCAAUUAUGGGAUUGAGUUUGAGAGCUGAGAGGUAAUGUUGCAGCUAUAUAGGACCCUGGUCAGAUCCCACUUCAGUUCUGGUUGACUCAAUAUAAGAAGGAUGUGAAACCCAUUGAAAGGGUGCAGAGGAGAUUUAUAAGGAUGAUGCCUGGAUUGGGGAGCAUGUCUUAUGAGAGUAGGUGGAGUGAACUCAGCCUUUUCUCCUUGGAGCAACGGAGGAUGAGAGGUGACCUGAUAGAGGUGUAUAAGAUGAUGAGAGGCAUUGAUCAUGUGGAUAGCUAGAGGAUUCUUCCCAGGGCUGAAAUGGCGAGCAUGAGAGGGCACAGUUUUAAGGUGCUUCGAAGUAGGUACAGAGGAGAUGUCAUUGGUAAGAUGUUUUUUAAAAAACGCAGAGAGUGGUGAGUGCGUGGAAUGGGCUGCCGGUGACGGUGGUGGAGGCAGAUACAAUAGGGUCUUUUAAGAGACUCCUGGAUAGGUACAUGGAGCUCAAAAAAAUAGAGGGCUAUGGGUAGCCCUAGAUAAUUUCUAAGGUAAGGACAUGUUCGGCAGAGCUCUGUGGGACGAAGGGCCUGUAUUGUGCUGUAGGUUUACAUUUUGUAAAUGAGCCUCACUUGUGCCUUAUAAAGUCUCAAUAUUACAUCCCUGCUUUUAUAAUCUAGUCCUCUCGAAAUUAAUGUUAACAUUGUAUUUACCUUCCUCACCACUGACUUAACCUGCAAAUUAACCUUCAGCAUAAUCUAUACGUGGACUCCCUUUUCCCUUUUCAUGGCAGAUUUUUGAAUUUUCUCUUCAUUUAGGAAAUAGUCAAUGUUUUUAUUUCUUCUACAAAAGUGCAUGACCAAACACUUCCCGACACUGUAUUCCAUCUGGCACUUCUUUACUCAUUCUCCUGAUUUGUCCAAUUCUCUCUGCUUCCUCAGAACAACUUGCCCCUCCACCUGUCUUCAUAUCAUCUACCAAUAUGGCCACAAAACCAUCUAUUUUAUCAUCUAAAUCAUUGACGUAUAAUGUAAAAAGAAGUGGUCGCAACAGAGACCCCUGUGGAACACCACUAGUCACCUGCAGCCAAUCCGACAAGGCUCUCUUUAUUCCAACACUUUGCCACCUGCUAAUCAGCUGAUGCUCUACCCAUGCCAGCGUUUUCCUGUAUUUUCCUGCUCAUAGCUUGUCUAAUGCAUUCUGAAAGUCCAGCUGCACAUCAACCAAUUCUUCUUUGUCUAUCCUGCUUGUUAUUUCUUCAAGAAAUUCCAACAGAUUUGUCAGGCAUGAUUUUCCUUUGAGAAAACUAAGCGGACUUAUUUUAUUUUAUCAUGUUCCUCCAAAUACCCCAAAGCCACAUCCUUGACAAAUCAACUCCAACAGCUUCUCUACCAUUGGGGUCAGACCAACUAUAAUUUCCUUUCUUUCACCUCUCUCCUUUCUUAAAGAGUGCAGUGACAUUUGCAACUUUCCAGUCCUCCAGAACCAUGCCAGAAUCCACUGAUUCUUAAAAGAUCAUUAUGAAUGCCUCCACAAUCUCUUCAGCCACCUCCAUCAGAAGCCUAGUGUAUAGACCAUCUGAUUCAGGUGAUUUAUCUAUCUUCAGACCUUUGUUUCCCAAACACAUUCUACCUGGUAAUGGCAAAUUCACACACUUAUACCCCCCCGACACUUUCAAACUUCCAGCAUAUUGCUAGUCUUCCACAGAUGCAAAAUACUUAUUCAGUUUGUCCACCAUUUCCUUGUCCCCCUUUCCUACCCCUCCAGCAUUUUUCCAGCAGUCUGAUUAUCUAAUGUCACCUCUUUUACUCUUUAUGUAUCUGAAGAAACUUUUUGUAUCUCCUUUAAUAUCAUUGGCCAACUUACCCUGGUAUUCCUUCUCUUCCGUCUUUAUAAUUAAGUUGCCUUCUGUUGGUUUUUAAAAGUUUCCAAAUCCUCUAACUUCCCACUAACUUUUGCUCUAUAAUAUGCCACUUUGCUUUUAUGUUAACUUUGACUUCAUGAGUCAGUGUUGCAAUACUGUUUAGAAUACUUCAACUUCUUUGGGAUGUAACUAUCUUGCACUUUCAGAAUUGCUUCCAGAAAUUCCAGCCAUUGCUGCACUGCCAUCAUCCCUGCUGGUGUUCCCUUCUGAUCAAUUUUUGCUAGCUCUUCUUUCAUGCCUCUGUAGUUCCUUUACUCUACUGUAAUACUGAUUGAGCUUCUCCUCAAAUUGCAUAUGAUCACUGGCCUCCAAGGGUUCCUUUAACUUAAGCUCUCAAAUCAAUUCCAGUUCAUUGCACAAAAUCCAAUCCAGAAUAGCUGAUCCCCUAGUGGACCCCCAUCAGGUUCUUUUCACCCUUAAAGUUUCUUAGCCCUACCCACAAUGAUUCUACACCUUCUAAUCCCAUGUCACCUGAAUAAUGGAGCGAAUGCCACCACAGGUCCCAUCGUGGAGGUCUGAAAGUCAACUAUUGAAUACCUGUCAUCCCCACUUGCCCAGCUACUGUUCAUCAUUUGAUCAAACUCAAUUUUCAGAAAAUCUUUCUUGGAAGCUACAAUCUGCAGAGGUAUGAGCUGAUACUUCACCGUUCUGUAGAAGCCUGCAACACCAGUAAUGGAGAGCUGGAUUGUAAAAUGGACUUACAUACAACUGGAACACCUAGGGAGAGUGAAGUGUGCAUAACAGACAAGCAAUGAUCUGACCCAGAACAAAUCAUGACAUUCCUCUUACCAAUCAACUUUCUUUAGCCCAAGGCAUAAAACAAAAAUUGUGAAAAAUUCUGUCUUUAAUAUCUAAUUUUGACGUUUUUCAGCAAUAGAUUUUCAUUGUAAUAGAAUGCAGAUGCAAAACAUAGCUGCAAACAGAUUUUGCUACCUGGUGCUAUUAAUAAAUAGCUUUUGUGUUACAAGAAAAGAACGCUUAUUUAGUUAUUAAUUAGUGGAUGUAUUUAUUCAUUUCAUGAACUAUCCAAGUAAAGAGCUGCUGAUUUGUGGAGCCAGAGUAGGAACUGUAGCACCAGCCCACAUUUCAUCAGCAGGUAUAGUUCAGGCUCUGGAUUGCCCAGGAGCUAUAACCUUCAUUAACCAAAAACUAAAACUGUUAUUCUUGUGCUAUGACUGAAAGGCACAGAUGAAAUGUUAUUCAUUAUGAUUCAAGAAAUCUCAAGUGUUUAUUUACAAUUAAAUUCCAAUAAAGUUAGGACUUCAGUAGAGCUGCAGUGGUAGACUCUUCAAGAUAUUGAAUGUUAUUCUAUUGAUGCCCACCACGCACACACACACACUGCAUUCAACUUUUCUUUAAAUGUUCUGCAGUGGAAUAAUUUUCUUUUUUGUACCAGGGAACCAAGAAGACAGAGGAUAAGGUGGAAACCAGGGCUCGAGUGGGUGUAGCACUGCAGAAACAGCUGUAUGUCAAACCACAAGGAUUAGAUUGCAAGUUAACAGGUUGGGGGAGUCGUUGGGGUCAAGGGAGAAAGGUGAAAUGUUUAAGAGGAACAUACGGGGGAAACUUCAUCACUCAGAGGGUGGUGAGUGUUGAACAAGCUGCCAGAAGAAGUGGUAGAUGUGGUUCAAUUUCAAUAUUUAAGAGAAAUUUGGAUAGGUACAUAGUUGGCAGGGAUAUGGUGGAAUAUGGUCUAGGUGCAGGUUCAUAGGACAGCAGAAUAAUAGGUCAGCAUGGAUAUUUGGGCUAAAGAGCCCAUUUCUUCACUGUAGUACUCUGAAAACCUAACAGUGCUCCAUUCUGGGCACUAUAGAGGGCAGAGAUUUACCCGAAUGCUGCCUGGACUCGAGAGCAUGUCCUAUGGGGAUAAGACGAAUAAGCUAGGGGUUUUCUCUUUCAAGGAAGAUGAUAGUUGAUUUGAUAGAGGUAUACACGAGGUAUUGGUCAAGUGGAUAGUCCGACUUCCCCAGGGCAGAAAAUAGCUAAAACCAGGGGGCAUAAUUGUAAAGUAAUUUGGAUUCAAAGCCAGAGCUAGGAUUCCACCCCCCACACAAACAGAGUGGCGAGUGCCCUGCCCGGUGGGGUGGAAGAGAAAAGAGGAGAGGGUGGUAGUAGAUUAUAUCAGGGCAUUUAAGAAACUUAGAUGGGUACAUGGAAGGAUGGAGGGCUACGUAGGAGAGGUUAGAUUGUUAGGCCAGCACGACGUUGCCAGCCAAACACUACUGUGCUGCAAUAUUCUGUGUUCUAUGCACAGACAACAUGGUUUCUGUGAAACCAUAUUCUACAUUGCCUCCCAAUUCCUACAGAUGUGUGAAUUAGCAGGUUAAUGGCCACUGUGAACAUUGGUGAGCGGUAGGAUGCUGAUGAGAAUGGAUUAGUUACCUGGUUGGUUGGUGGUUUACACUGACUUGGUAGGAUAAAACAGAGGCCAUUUUCAAGCGAUAUAGAAGUCCAUGAUUUUAACUAAUGACUUCUGUUUGAAAACCUGUCCAAACUUAUUGGACUGUCAAUGCUUGGUCUGCUUAAAUUUCCUGCUGCGGAGGUGAGAGUGUUUUAUCCAUCCACAGAUAUUUAAAACUAUGAUCAGAAUUGGACAUCAUAGGCAAGUUUUCAUGUCCUAACAGGAUAAACUGCAGAAAUUUACAAUUGCUGUCCCACCUAAUUAAAGUGCCAUGAAUAUCUGACUGCAAGAUACUACCAGUGAAUGGGCUCAACAGGAGCACGCCUUAAAUGUACCUUUGUAUUUUCUACAGCCCAUGGUCCUCUCCUCCCACAUCCACUAAACAACCUCCAGGUGUUCCUAAAACUGUCACCUAUCUGCAGCAGAACUAGACCCGACAGACAGUACAAAGAUGCAGUGUGAAAUCUGCCCUUCCAACAACCCCCAAUUUAAUCCUGGCCUAUUCACAAUAACCAAUUAACCUACUAACCUGCAUAUCUUUGGACUGUGGGAGGAAACCGACACGGCCACAGGGAGAAUGUACUCUCUUUACAGGCAGCGGUGGGAAUUGAACCUGGGUCACCUGUGCUGAAAAGCAUUGUGCUAACCACUGUGCUCGAGCGCAAACCUAGAUACGAUUAUCAUUUUCCCUCAACAUAAAAAGACCCCCCAGAUUUUGCUGUGUGCAUGUUUUUUUUAAUCUUUUAUCUUGGAGAAAUAGCCCUGGCCAUGACAGUAUCAGACAUGUACUAAACCUGUUACAGACCAGCACCUCAGCUGAACUAUAUUGUUUCCCAGGCUCUCCUCACCACUCACCUUGUUUUCAAUGAUCAACACACUAACACAAUCCCAACACAUCACAGCUGAUCACUAGUCUCAGCUCCAUCUUACAGCACCUUCCCACAAUCUUUUGAUGUAUUAAAAUCUAUUGUUUAUAUUUAAUGUGUUGGCACAUGGCCAAGUAGUUAAGGCAUUCGUCUAGUUAUCUGAAGGUUGCUGGUUCGAGCCUUGGUUGAGGCUUGCGUGUGUGUCCUUGAGCCAGGCACACAUUGCUCUGCGACGACACCGGUGCCAAGCUGUAUGGGUCCUAAUGCCCUUCCCUUGAACAACAUUGGUGGCGUGGAGAGGGGAGACUUGCAGCUGGGGCAACUGCCGGUCAGGCUUGCGCCCUUCCAAGGUGCAAAUCCAUGGUCUAUCAAGACUAACGGAAUAAUAAAUUCCUAGAGAUUCAUUAUCUGUUCCAAUUGUCUACCCCUAUUCUACACUCAAGUCAGAGAAAACCACAUUCCAGCAAAAAUCACAUCAAGUCCUAUUACUUUCAAUGAGAUCUCCCAUUCCCGAACUCUAGGGAACACAAACCCACUCUCCUCACAAGACAAAACUUGCUAGCUCUGGAGAGAGCCCAGUCAAUCUGCCUGCAAUCCUUCCAAACUUAGGAGGCCAAAUCUCUACAAUACACCAGGUGAGGCAAAACCCAUAGUCACUGAAAAUUGAAAUUUAAAAAAAAAAUCAGAAAAUGCAGAAGAAUUCAGGGCAGGUGGUAUCCGUUGAAUAAAAAAGUUGCAAUUUCUGAUUUAAGACCUUUCAUCAUUUACAAAGGGUAGAAGUCAGGAGGGCCUGCUGAAUCAUUGGUGUUGGCAUCAACCUUGCAUCCCGAUUACAACAUGGCCUGUCUCCCUUCUAGUAACUGGCCUAUUCAAAAGACAUUGGUGGAUAAACAUUGGUCGAUUGCCAAGGCAGAACUUAACUGGAUGAAUGACAGUUCAAAACACAUUUCACAUAUAGGAAGCCUUAGCGUAGACAAACAAAAUACUUCAAAAGUACUAGUUAUUCAAUUUUUUUUAUUUUGGAUUUAUAAAAUUCCAGUGUCAUCCAUAUCUCCUGUACAUUUGCAUAUCUCCAUUCAGAGUUAAGGCCAAUGGGUCUUACAUGGAAACUGCUUGUUCUUUGUAUUGCAUCAACAUGGAAGACUUGAACAAGUGGGAGCAGUGAAAACAGGCCCGUUUCUCAAAUCCUUCAUAUCAACAAGACAGGGAUCAAGAGAGGGGAAGAAAUGGGGCAAUGGAACAUCAAUUGUUUGAACAAAUGGACAAAGCAAAAAUAGACACAGCAGCAAAUGCUUGGACAUAGACUGAAAGUACACCAAAUCCACAUUGUGCUGUCAGGCUGACAGUACUGGCUGAGUUGUAUUCCAGAGAACAUGGCACCAAAUACACAACCUGGCAUUUAAAAUCCCAUGUUUGAAAAGGGGCAGUCUUUACCAUUGUUCUCAGCCUGUGCCAGGGAAUUACACAGAAGCCCUGAGAAGAUUAGCAUGUUUCAAAGGAAAACAACACUUUCCUUUAACCCUAGGUAGUAGAAAUGAAAAAAACAGAUCUACAAAUUUGAAAUCUAACAAGAUUUGCACUUGCACAACUAAGGAAUCUGUAAGCAUAGUCUCACCUUAGGUUCAAUGUGCCAGUAAAGAGAUCUUGACAAAAGACUGGGGGGAGGGUGGGGAAGAGCAGCAAGUUUCUAUACAAAAGGAACCACUAAACUAAUACAUUACUUUCGGUGAUACCAAUUACUGCCUUGCCUCCAGGCAGAAUCAGACAAUGGGCCGCAGCAAAACAGAGGCUGAAUUUUCCUCUCCCAGCAUUAUGACAGGAAUGUUUUACAAACUAGAAAACUUUCAAUUAAAACAACAACCAGGAAAUUAGCACACUCCAAAAGAGGACACUUCCAAAAAUCUACAGAUUUGGAAGCAAUAUUCAGAACCAAAUAGUUAAUCACAAGAGCAACUCCAAGGCAGGAUUUCUCUUGAGGGUGACAUGGUGAACAGUAGCCUGAAAACAGUCUAAUAACAAAACCGGUUCAACUCUCCCGGCUGAAAGUCCUGAUGCAAAAGCCUCCGUCACAGUGAAACUAGAUGCUGGGAGCUGGGAAUCAAUUAUAAUUGAGAGAAAUAUAUUAAAAAAUACGGAUGACCUAAUUUCCAAUACCUUAGUGUUUUAAGUUCUCUUAAACCUCAUUUUAGAUAUCAGCAAGUUCAGUUUCUUAACUGACCCCACAUGAAAACUAUACCCACCCUUGUUCAUGGAACAAGGACCCCAGUCAACAAGUCCAUCUUUAAUGUUGAUGGACAAAUCCCCUAAGCUAUGAAAUAUCCAUUGCACAACCUGUGGUUUUCUCUCCCCUCCCUAACAGCAUACCCAACCAAACUGUGAUUCAGUUUGGUAAACCCUUUUCCAUGGCAGACCAGCCAGUGUUAACCAGACUGCACAAGUUACAAUGAAUAAAACUCCAGCGCAGGUGAUCCACCAACUUGACAGUGUUGGCUUUGAAUCUGUAGUGUUGUGGAAAGGAGUGAGGGAGGAAAUUCCCCGUUUUUGUUAACCAAAUUGGGCCAUCCACACCUGCAUGAGGAAACCAAUUCAACUUUAGAUGCAGCAUCUCUUUUGUGAUAUUGUUGUAUCCAAAUGCAAGUGGCAGACCUGGUCUAUUCUGCUGCGAGAAUGCACAUUUACCUUCCCCAAAGUCUUUUGAAAAAUUAAGCUGACCGGCCCAAAGUCAACAUACGAGCUAUGUAUAAUAUUUACACACAAACACAGAA
This is a messenger RNA of Hypanus sabinus (Atlantic stingray), 16867 nucleotides long. Its product is annotated as anoctamin-7-like. Gene Ontology annotation, cellular component: plasma membrane. The record is from RefSeq and is a predicted model, not a curated record. Gene Ontology annotation, biological process: calcium activated phospholipid scrambling; chloride transmembrane transport. Gene Ontology annotation, molecular function: protein dimerization activity; chloride channel activity. The coding region runs from base 281 to 3025 and encodes 914 amino acids. NCBI's taxonomy places the organism in Eukaryota, Metazoa, Chordata, Chondrichthyes, Myliobatiformes, Dasyatidae. The transcript is spliced from 24 exons.